Molecule: messenger RNA, 1815 nt
Organism: Seriola dumerili (greater amberjack)
Lineage: Eukaryota; Metazoa; Chordata; Actinopteri; Carangiformes; Carangidae
Gene: cunh10orf88
Product: chromosome unknown C10orf88 homolog
Exons: 9
Coding region: 256-1542 (428 amino acids)
Source: RefSeq, a predicted model, not a curated record
UGCGACACGGCAGCUGUAGUUCGGUGCGUUGGAUUUAACGUUAGGAUUUAGCGGUAACUCCGGUUAAAAUUCGCCGUUUUGUCAUUGUAUCUGCCUCCGACACGAGUUAAGUCAAUGGUUUUUGAUUGGGCCUGAAGAAAUGCGAAGAACAGAAUUCAGAAACGCUUUGCAAACAAGCUAAAUCAACGGUUUGAGCUGAAGCGAUUUCAAGCUUGUCUCCUAGUAGGUUACAGUCCCUGUGGACUCAGCAACAUCAUGGUGGAUAUUGCUGUGAAGAGUGGAGCUGCUUGGGUCUGUCAUGCAGAGGGACAUCACCUGGCAGAUGUCCUGCUUCCUGUUCACAUCAAUGAUGAAGACGAUCAUGAAGAUGAGUUGGGUCAGUCAGAGAGAAACGGGACAAACAGGGGCAGUCCUGUGCUGUUGGAGCAGACCGAGGAGGGGUCUCCCUGUGUCCUGACUGUCCACUGUAGCCCCACCUCCCCUGCUGCCAUCAGCCGCCUGCUGGUCAUCAGCGAGGCUCGAACCAUGGAGCUGUAUGACCAGAUGGGAGAAUACUGUGGGACGGUACGGGGGGAGAGGGAUGACAGCAUCCAGCCAGACAGUGAGGACAGAGGGCCUUUCUACAGGAAACGGCUGGUCCUGGAACACCCAUCAUCUGCCUGUGAAGUGAAGCUGCUCUCCCUGGCUGGUAGAAGUAGUGUCCUGGUGUCUCAAGUCAUCGUGGGUCUUAAACCGCUGCAGCCCUGCCCAGUCCGUGGCCCUGGCAUUGACAUGCAGCAGGUGCAAUGUCUGGUUGAAGAGAUGGGAACGAGCCUCUCACCAGGAGCCCAGAACCUCAUGGACAUGGUCCACUUCCAGCAAAAGAACCAGACCAGCUCCCUGGGCGGUUUCCUGCCUCUCCUGAUGGGAGGUGGAGCUUUGUCUUUCCUGGCUCAAGGAGCGAACAUCUCCCCAGCAGCCGUUGACAACCAAACCCCAUCUGCAGAAUCUGCGCCUCCAGUGGGCUUCACCAGCCCUGCAGACGAACCUCCACCGGCUCAGAAUGGAUCGAUGUCAAACGGCUCUACCUCCUCGUCUCCGGACCGUCUACUGUCUGGUGUCAACAUUAAGAACACAGUGAGCAGUGACAGCAUUGGCCAUGCCCAGCUGGCAGAGAUGAUGUCACACUUCCUGAAGGGUCAAGGACACGGACAGGCGUUAAGCCCCGGCCCUGAACUUCUGCCCAUGCUCCAGAGCGUCUGCGGUCAGGUGACGCAGCUGAGGCUGGAUGAUGCUGCAGCAGCGGCAGAGAAGGAGAAGACGAUGAGAAAUGGCACAUGGGAGUUGGACUCAGCAAUGGAGCAGCGCCUAGAGGAGAUGGAGAGGAGGCUGAAGGAGCACGUGGACCGUCGCUUAGACGCUCUGGAGCAGAAGCUGGAGAAGGCCCUGCUGAGCGCCUUGCCGAUGGUCGCACUGAACCAGGGCGGUAUCAGCAGUUCGGCGGGAGGACCGGCAUCCACCGGCCCUGCGGAGCUCACUGCCCCAACGCCAGCCAUGCACUGAGUUCAGAACAGUUAAAAGACUAACUCAACAUGUAACCUGGAGGCCUUACUGCCCCUGGUCCUCCUCAAACCAGACCUUAGUGUCAAAGGGGAGGCAGAGCAGCACGCAGUCACUAACAGAGACACAGCAACAGAUAAAAGGCUGAAAUGGGAAAUUCACAAAAAAUUAACACAGUAAUUGCAAUAAUCUGCAUAAUGGAAAAUCGUGUUCAACCAGAAGUGUCUCAGUUGAUGGAAAAUCCCAUCACCGACACUGAGUUCUCCAACUGUUAAA